UCAGUUUUCCUUGGCUCUUGUUCUGCCAGAGAGAGCCCCAAGCCGUCAUGCCUCGUCCCAAGUCCAUCAUGCCGCGGAGAAAAGAGAAAGACCCGAACGCGUUCCCCACACGGCAGCUCUUCAUUCUUGCAAUAUGUCGAUUCUCCGAGCCCAUCGCCUUCACGUCUAUCAUGACGUACACCUUCGACAUGGUGCAGGACCUCGGCAUCGAUAGGAAGGAAGCUUCCUUUUAUGCCGGCCUCCUGGUCUCGGCCUAUGCCGUCGCCGAGGCCAUCACAUCGAUGGCUUGGGGCACCCUCUCGGACCGGGUCGGUCGCAAGCCCAUCGUUCUAUCUGGCCUAGUCGGUGUUGCCCUGUCGAGCCUCAUCUUUGGUCUGUCCAAGUCGUACUGGGUUGCUUUUGCCGCACGCCUUCUCGGCGGUGCCCUCAACGGCAACGUGUCGGUCAUGCAGACCAUGGUUGCCGAGAUGGUUAAACGCCCCGAGCACGAGCCCAUCGCCUAUGCCGUCCAGCCCUUCGUCUGGUCGCUGGGUACCAUUAUCGGGUCCGCCAUGGGCGGUUUCCUCGCCCACCCCGUCAAGUCGUACCCCGGGCGCUUUGACGAGGACGGACUGUGGGGUCGCUACCCUUACCUGCUCCCCAACCUUGUCGCCUUUGUCUGCGUGGUAUCGGCCGUCAUUCUCGGCGUAUUCUUCCUUGACGAGACCCGGGAGUGGGACGAAGAUGUCGCAGUUCCCGACCGAGACCCGGCUGUGGACGAUACCGACGUUGACGCCGACGAGACCACUCCUCUCAGGCACGGUGGCCAGACCCGCACGUCGCUCGAGUCCACGCCCAUGUUUGUCGAGUCCAGCCUGCCGCUGCCCAUCGACGAGCACAAUGUCGACCUGAGACGCUCCUCAUUCGGCACCAUGCAUUCGAUCAAGCCCGUCUCGGAUGGUGAAAUCGGACCUGGAGAUGUGGUGACUGACCUCUCUAAGAAGAAGGAGAACCCGUUCAACUUCACCGUUCUUAUGCUCUGUUUCCUACUCCUGAUCUUCUCUUACCACCAGAUGGGUUCGCAGUCGCUGCUGCCCACGCAUCUACUCGACGAGCCCCUUUUACCGCGAGGCCAGCUCGACCUCAAGGGCGGCCUGGGCUACACGGCGCCCGACGUCGGGGUCUACCUAGCCGUCAACGGCUUUUUGGGUCUGUUCAUUCAGGCAGUCAUCUUUCCCAUCUUCGUCGAGCGCGUCGGCGUUUGGCACUCACUCGUGUGGAUGGUCCUGCUGUACCCUCUCGGCUACCUGAUCCCUCCCUUCCUCUCGCUCCUCUUCGAGCCUGCAUUUUCGUCCGCGAUAUAUCUCUCCCUGACGCUGCAGUCCUUUUGCGGCAUCAUCAUCUUCCCCGUCACCCUCAUCCUGCUCAAGGAGGCUGCUCCUUCCAUGGCGGAUCUCGGCAAGAUCAACGGCCUGGCCAUGUCGGGUGCCUGUCUCGCCAGGACCAUUGCCCCUCCCAUCGUCGGCCUCGUCUAUAGCGUUGGCGGUUCCGGCGUUGCGUGGUUCAGUGUUAUCGGCGUCGCCCUUUUUGGCAUCGUGCAGCUCCUGUGGGUUCCGAGGAAGCGCCUGCAUGUUGGCCAGGUCGUUGUCGAGAAUCCCAUCACUCGUCCCCACGACGGGCAGGUCGAUGGAGUGACCAAUGGAAAUGGUAACAGCGUGUAAGGCGCUUGUCGAGUGAUGCCACCCCCACGAAUGGGUUUUUGUGGGUUUGGAAGCAAUGAGUAUUUGUUUGGCUCCUUGAAGCUGCAGUCGCUGUACCAGACGAAAGCACCCUGGAACACAAUGAUUUAUCAAUAGUAUCUCGAAAUGACGUGUUAUGAUUUACCAUGGGUAUGGAUUGAAGUGCCCCGUUGAAAAAAUAGCGGUUCCAGCUUGAGAUGGAACAUUAUGCGAGACCUGUGAUACUCAGUGG
This is a messenger RNA of Gaeumannomyces tritici R3-111a-1, 1950 nucleotides long. RefSeq lists its product as hypothetical. The transcript is spliced from 2 exons. Gene Ontology annotation, biological process: transmembrane transport. Bases 48 to 1700 code for a protein of 550 amino acids. The record is from RefSeq and is a predicted model, not a curated record. Gene Ontology annotation, molecular function: transmembrane transporter activity. Lineage: Eukaryota; Fungi; Ascomycota; Sordariomycetes; Magnaporthales; Magnaporthaceae.